GCAUCGCAGCGACGUACGACGGGUUGCGUACUGAACGGAACGAAAGGGGGAUGAUUGGCCUUAACGGCGUACCAGUCAGCCCCCAGUUGCGCUUUGAAAUGGCUGUGCGUUUUCAAAUUUCCUGUUUUGAUUGAUAAAUUCGUUAUCUAUUUUUAACUCUUUUUUCUUUUCGAACCGUAUAAGUUGUCGCCGUAGCUUGUAAAGUGCUUGUCUCACGGUUCGCCCGGAACCCUCACUCAUCCGUCCAUAAUGCCGAGGAAAAUAGGAUUCACCGUUGUUUAUGCCACGAGUGAGGAAGAUCGACACUCUUCCUUGGAGCUUAACGUCCACGGACCGACGGUGCGCGGGUGGCAGAGCGGUCGAAGAUGUGGAUACCCUCAAGAACUCGUUCUCAGACUUCACGGGCCGACCAAGCUCUCGAGAAUACAAGUUUUGGCUCAUCAAUACCUCAUACCGGAGAAAUUGGAGAUAUGGACGUCACAGGAGACGAAUGGUACAAAUUCAACGGACUUCAAUUAUCUGGGGUACAUUACGUUGUCCGAUAACGCAUCGACUCUAUACAAGAGCAGGGAGUUGAAGAGCGUCGCUCUUCCCGAAACCGACGCUGCCACUUUGAAACUCAAGCUGCAUAAACCGCACAAGAAUGCCCACAAUGUUCACGAGCAGGUAGGUCUAAUAGCCAUAAACAUCCUUGGUGAACCCUACGGCCAGGAAUACUGCGGUCAAGGUGAUGCACCUUACAACCCGCACUACACUUCACCCUAUGAUGACCUCGCUUUUGAAAUGUACGUUGACCGUGAAGUGGCGAAAAUUAUACGACAAAUGGAAAUGAAAAAGCUGCAGGCGGCUGAAGAAGAAAGAUUUGAAUACGCGUCAAAGUUAAAAGUGGCUAUGGAGAAUCUAAGGAAAGCCGGGGAACGUCUUGGUAAAUAUGAAUUGGAAAAGAAAUAUGCUAUCGCAUUGGAAGAUUACGAUAAGGCAAAAGUGAAGAAGGCUCAAGCGCAGCAGUACAGACAGCAGGUCUAUCAAAGUUUAGAAAUUGAAGAUUUACUCGAAGUUCACGGCCCAUUGGAAAAAAAUGACGAGUCCAUCAUAGAAGGGAAAGAGCCGGUGUCAGCUGACGCAAUUGUAUCCGCAACGGCAGCUCAAGUGGUUGAAGACAUUACUUCGCCACCAAGACUAGUCGUUCCGCCAAGCCGAGACGGUGCCCUGUCUCCUACCGGUCCUGCCCAUCAACAACCACCGUCACCGCUUCAUCAAAAGCCUAGUAGUCCGGAGGUGCUGGAUCACCCGACAAGUGGUGUAUUAGAAAGAACAAAUGGUUGCACCAAGGGCUCUCUCAGAAGAAAAACCAAGUCAGCUGGACCAAUGCUUCGAUCCAGCUACGAGGCUUACGAGGAACGAACUAUACCUGCGCUAAGGCACUCACAUACAAAUGAAUUUACGAGAGAAUGUCACUUGGACAGUACAGACAGUACAAAAGUAACAUCGAAACUUAAUGACAGAGAGAAGAAACAGGCUGCGCUACCAAUAUCCGUCUUUGGAAUGGAAAUGGUCGAAAAGUUUUAUUCUAAGCAAUUUACUGAUAAAGAAGAGGGAUUAAUGCAACUCAAAGAAGAAUUGCGGACAUUUGAUUCUGAAGUUUCAAAAAAUUCAGCAAACAAAACAGCAAGGGCGGCUAUUUUGCUGCUGCACAGAGCGCUUAGAGACAAAGUUUUCAGUGUCUACAGUCUAGCAGCUCAGUUAAUCAGGGUAUUCUUCACCGAGUUUGCUGUGGGUCGAGUAUCAUCUGCUGAAAUUGCUCGCAGUGUAGAUCGAUUGCUGCCAGAGCUCCUGACUAAAUCAGGCGAUACUACUCCAAGGAUCCAUAAUAUGGCUGUUCACACUAUUCUCAGUAUGGCAGACUGCAAGUGUGUCAGAGAACUGCAUAUUAUACCGGUCCAUCUUAGCAGGCCUGUGAACAGUAGUACGCAUCAAAGAUUAGCUCUGAGUAGACUAGAAAUGGUCGAGCAGCUAAUAUUGAAUCACGGAAUAUCUACGGACAAACAGAGCGGUUUGACUUGCCGAACAUUGUCGGAGUUUGGCCUGUCUGGACUGCAUCAUCCAGCAGAAGCUGUGAGAAAAGUAUCGGAAAGAGUAUUGGUAUUGGUUUAUAAAGUGAAUCCAAGGCUUGUGAGAAAGCAGCUACCACCAGACGAUGAUAUCACUAGGAGAAAUCUCCUUUACAGACAAUUAUUCCAUGAAUUUGAUCUAGUCGAUCUUCAGAGAAAGAAAGAUCUAGAAACUAGUCAGAAAACCACGACGCCAGUUCACACAAAGCUUGUAGAAAAUAACGAAGCUAGCGUUGCUAAAUCUCCGCCAAGGUCUAGUCCCGUUGUUAGUACUAGUAGUUCUAUCAGCAUUACAUCACCAUCGGACAACAGCAGCGAUCACAAAGGGGACAAGAUGUGCAUAUUUUGUUUAUCGAAAGGUCAGGUAUAUUCAGAGGAAGGUUUGAAUAUACAUUAUUGGAGGACUUGUCCAAUGUUGACGAGAUGCGAAGCUUGUAAACAAGUUGUCGAAGUUUCGUACGUCAACCUACAUUUACUAAACGAAUGCGAUAUGAGAAAUAAUUACAGCAAAUGUGAUACAUGUAAACAAGCAGUACACAUAGAAGACUUGAAGCGACAUUCAAAAAGUGACAAAUGUACUAAGCCAAUAGAAGGAUGCGAAAGAUGUCCACUAUGUCAGUUACAUAUUAAUCGGAAUAAAUGGCGAGAUCAUCUCAUGGGAGAUCAACCCUGUACAAAUAAUCCGCGGAAUAAGACAAACAAAAGCUCUUCGAAAUCCCCAUCGAACACGCAAAAUAUUGGCGGAAAAUUGACUUCGCCAACUAGCAGGGAUUACUAGCGUCAACCUUUGCCUCAUGUAUAGUAGUGUAUGAAGAGUUUUCGAAUCUUGUUUAUUUUAUAGUUUAUGUAUUUGUUAUAGAAUUUUAAUGUUUCUACGCUAUAUUUGUACGUAUACAUUAAAAUAUCUCGUUUACAGUA
Messenger RNA from Neodiprion fabricii, 3029 nucleotides. Its product is annotated as centrosomal protein of 104 kDa. Lineage: Eukaryota; Metazoa; Arthropoda; Insecta; Hymenoptera; Diprionidae. The record is from RefSeq and is a predicted model, not a curated record. The transcript has 16 exons. The coding region runs from base 250 to 2889 and encodes 879 amino acids. Gene Ontology annotation, cellular component: cilium. Gene Ontology annotation, molecular function: protein binding.